Messenger RNA from Nelumbo nucifera (sacred lotus), 2334 nucleotides. RefSeq lists its product as uncharacterized. Gene Ontology annotation, molecular function: protein binding. NCBI's taxonomy places the organism in Eukaryota, Viridiplantae, Streptophyta, Magnoliopsida, Proteales, Nelumbonaceae. The record is from RefSeq and is a predicted model, not a curated record.
UAUAGUUGAGGAAUUAAGAAGACGAAGAAGAAGAAGAAGAAGAAGAAGAAAAAGAAGAGAGAAGCCCCGCGUGGUGUUCGGCAUCAAACAGGCCCGACCAAGCAUUGGCAAGCUUUUCUCUCUUCCCGGAUCACUAGCUAUCUCGUCCAGCCACAUCUCAUUUCAUUGAGUCCGAGGUAGGGGUUACCCUCUACCGUCUCUCCCAUUUGCUUCUUCUCUCUUCCACCAUCCUCUGCAACUCUCCACGAUAAAACUUCUAUGGCGUUUUGAUUUUGGAUAUCUAGCUUUCGUCUCUCCGUCUCAGAUCUAUCUACCGGACUGGCGGAGCGAACCAUGAAUUCUAACUUCGGAAGACCCAGUAAUCCGCAAGGAGGAUCGGUUUCUCUCAACAACUACCAAUUCGAUUUCGGUCCGAGUUCUGAACCCUCCAGCAAUCGCCCUCGAUCUCUAAACGAUCAGAAGCAACAGUACACAUCUUCUUAUUCUUUUCCUUCUUCCUCUUCUUCUGCUACGACUACUGCCUGGUCGUCGUCCACGCAGCCCAGACAACCCUCUUCGUGGGCCCCAAACAAACCUUCAUGGACUCACCAGCCUUCCUCAACUCUGUCCAACUCAACUACUUCCAUGGUGGGAGAUAUCUUCGGAAAGAGUUGGGCUUCCACCGCCCCUUCUUCAGGUCCUACCUCCUGUUUAGGAUUAGGAUUACAGGAAAAGAAUCCUAAUUUGUUCGGAGAUCUCGUUGGUUCGGCUUUCGGGCAGGCCAAGAGCAAUACUAAUGUUUCUUUGAAGAAUGCAGCAGCGCCCACAACCGCACAGACGAAGAAAUCUUUCUCGAUGGGGAGCAUGGCCGAUUCGCUUCCCAAAGCCAAUGCUCCCAUGAGGAAUACCAAUUUGGGAUCUGCUGACAAUUUCGGUAGUUAUUCUACCGCUAGCAAUCAGUACAACAAGAAUAACAUCAUCAACGGUAUGAAUUAUAAUAACCAGACAGCGAUUAGAAGUGGAGAUGGAGCCCCUGCAAGCUCCAAUAAUGACCCAUUUGCAUCUUUGGUGGAUUUUGGGUCUAAGCCGACUGAAAACAUCAAUUCAACCGCAACCGCAAGCAGCCAUACCGAUUCUUGUGCCAGCGACUGUUCAUUUGGAGAUUUCCAACGUGCUUCCAAAUCAAACAGCCACUCGUUCCCGCCCACUGCUUUUCCUGCAACCAGUAAUAACUCCAUGGGGUCAAGCUCUGGUUCUACAUCGAAUUUUGAUAAUUAUGGCAUUCCCAGGCAAGGAUUUGCUUCUCAGAAGAAGCAGCCUCCUCAAGCCACCAGCGAUGAUCCGUUUAAUGUCUUAUUCCCAUCAUCUUCAAAUUCCACUUCUGCAGCUCCAACAGCACUUGAGGGUGUCGAAAAUCAACCAUUUUCUGAUGUUGAUGACUGGGGCUUGGGUUCAGAGUUUGGAGGAGGUGAUGCGGGUAGUACAACAGAGCUUGAAGGUCUCCCACCCCCACCUGCUGGAGUUACAGCUUUGGCUGCAAAGCAGAAGGGAUUGGAUAAUUACAAGCAGGGGCAGUUUCCUGAUGCCAUUAAGUGGCUGUCUUGGGCAGUAGCUCUUCUAGAGAAGACUGGGGACAGUGCUGCCACCAUGGAGGUUUUGUCGUGCAGAGCUUCAUGCUACAAAGAAGUUGGGGAGUACAAGAAAGCAGUCGUUGAUUGCUCAAAGGUGCUAGAACAUGAUAGGGAAAAUGUUUCUGUUCUAAUACAACGUGCACUCCUGUAUGAGAGCACUGAAAAAUACAAACUCGGGGCAGAAGACUUGAGGACAGUUCUGAAGAUCGACCCUGCUAACAGGAUUGCAAGAAGUACCAUUCACCGUUUAACCAAACUGGCUGACUAGAGAAUAUCUCUCCCCUUGAACUUUGGAUUGGACAAUUUUUAUUCUGUCUUUUCCCAUUUAGGUAUAAGAUGCAUUAGUUUUGUUUUCUUUACCUAGAAUCCAUCUCGAGCAUAGAAACGAAAUGAAACAAAUACCUUUUUUACUUGGAAGCUUGGGUUAUCUGCUGAUGAUUUUGUCCUCAGAGAGGAAUUUAUGUGCAUCAUCUUUGAUGUGCUUUAUCAAGUUUUCUGUAUUGAUUAUGACUAGAGAUAACAUUCUUUUGUUUGUCUUUCUUUUUUAAUAACUUCAUAGUAGUAGAGAGUAGGAAAGGCUGAUGCCUGUAUCCCCCCUCACUUCUUUAGCGUACUCUUGACAUCUUCUUUCUUGCAAAUGCAUUCAAUAUGAUCCUGUAAACAGAUAUAUGGGCGAAAGAAAUGCAUAUCCUUAUAGUUGCUUUAUAACAUUUUUUUUGAGAUC